AUGGAACUUCUGCUCGCUUAUAGUGGACUUAUAUGGCGUCUCUUCUCCUCGUCGGGAUCACUUUGGGUGGCUUGGGUUGGAGCGGAGUUACUACGAGGUGGUUCCUUUUGUGACGCAAAGGACACUAAUAAGGGUUCAUGGCUCUGGCGCAAAUUUCUUCAGCUCAGACCGGAGGCAUCAAGUUUCAUGCGCUGUGAAGUUAGAAGUGGUGACUCGACUUUCUUCUGGUUUGACAACUGGUUAGGCACUGGAAGUAUUAUUGACACAACAGGAGAUCUGGGACUGCGGUACUUGGGUAUUCCUCGACAAGCUCGUGUAGCUGAAGCGUGUCCAAAUGAGGCUUGGGGUAUGCGUGGGCAGGGGAGGAGAGUGUUUGGUGAUGUGUAUACUGCCAUUGAAAAUGCUCAGAAACCAGACGCUAGGAGGGGAAGUGAUGUUAUUUUAUGGAGGCACAAUGAGGAGGAUUUUAAGGACCAUUUCUCAGCGGCUAGAACAUGGGAUCAGAUUAGAGUUCGGGGGCCAGAAGUACCUUGGCAUCAUCUAGUGUGGUUUACCCAAGGAGUACCACGCCACGCUUUCAUUGUUUGGCUGACGUUUAAGGAUAGACUCUCUACAGGAGUCCGUAUGCGACAGUGGGGGAUCGCGCAGGGUUGUAUGUUAUGUGGAGAGCCUGACGAGAGCAGGGACCACCUGCACCGCUGCUUCUCCGGAUUGGACGACGACGGUGACUUCUCUGCUACGGCGCAAUAG
This is a messenger RNA of Brassica napus (rape), 750 nucleotides long. RefSeq lists its product as uncharacterized. The coding region runs from base 1 to 750 and encodes 249 amino acids. The transcript is spliced from 3 exons. Lineage: Eukaryota; Viridiplantae; Streptophyta; Magnoliopsida; Brassicales; Brassicaceae. The record is from RefSeq and is a predicted model, not a curated record.